Hypoxylon fragiforme is the source of this 1826-nucleotide messenger RNA. RefSeq lists its product as uncharacterized. Lineage: Eukaryota; Fungi; Ascomycota; Sordariomycetes; Xylariales; Hypoxylaceae. The coding region runs from base 551 to 1795 and encodes 414 amino acids. The record is from RefSeq and is a predicted model, not a curated record. The transcript has 2 exons.
UCCACCCGCAUAGGUACCGGGCUAUUCGUGGUCCUUCUUUUCUUCUGGCCGGGCGGGCUGGGCAUCCCCCCCUCGUCGAGCCGCGUACGAGGCGCCCAUGCAGCUGCCAUGGCCAUAAACCAUGGCCUGAACGACAUGUUCCACUAAUUAAUAUACAAACUUCCCAGUACUUAGUACCCGGGGGUCCUGGGCAUCUAUUUGUUCUUCUUCUUCUCUCCCCACCUCUUCACCUCACCUACACUCACUCCCGUUACGCCAAGGUCUUGAACCGUUCAUUCAUUUCUUGUCAGUUAUUGACCUGUUACUGCUCCGCCGGCUGAGUUCAUUCAUUACCUCCAAACAAGUCUUUGUUUGUCCCUUCUUUCUUCAUAAGUCACCCGUAUCGACGCUUGAGUCGAGACUUGUCAGCAACAAUACGCGAAGCGUAAACCGGUGUUAGAAACCUACCUACACUCUCUUAAGGCAAUAGCUCUAGCAGCUCCAAUUGCUUGCUCAUCACACAGCAUACGUUUCCGGGGCAUAAGAGAAUAAACACCAGACCGAUUUAGACAUGAAGUUCUCAACCGCCAGUGCUCUGGCCUCCGUGGCCCCUCUGGCAGUAGCUGUCAAGACGGAACGAACAUUCGCCGUCCUUCGCUUCAAUGGAGAUGGUUUCUUGACGGAAGGACCUAUGGACCCCGUUGUCAACCCCGGAGCAGCAGCUACCCAUUAUCACAGCAUCAUGGGAGGUAGCAACUUCGGCAUAAGCACACAGGGCAAUGAUUUGCUAGACUCUUCCUGCACUACAGCAAAGAUCAAGAACGACAAGAGUGCCUACUGGAUUCCUACCCUUUUCUUCCAAGAUCCUGCGAACCCAGAGAGCUUCGAGAAGGUGCCCCUGUUCUACAUGAACGUGUACUACUUCUUCGAGCCAACUAACAGCACCAUCGAGGCAUUCCCUGCGGGCUUGAAGAUGUUGAGUGGUGAUACCAAGACCAGAUCGCCCCCCUCGUUUGGUGGUGGAAGCAAUCUCGACCCGAGCCAGGGCGAUAUUCAGCCUGUCCAAUGGACUUGCCCCCGAUCAAGCUAUAGCCCGGCUUCUUAUCCCGCAGACUCGGAUGGUACCAUGGCGGGUAUGCAAGACCCCCACAACGAGCAGGCAGGCGCUGGCUUCCCUCUCUACAACUGCGAUGGGUACGGCUCCCCCUUACGACAGGACAUUCACUUCCCCUCGUGCUACAACCCCGAGGUAGGAAUCGACGACUACAAGAACAACAUGGCAUGGCCGACCACCGUGGAUGGCCUGCAGACUUGCCCAUCAGGCUGGAUUCAAACACCCCAUAUCUUCUACGAAGUGUACUGGAACACGCCCGAUUUCAAGGAUAGGUGGACCCCUGAUGGCAAGACCCAGCCAUUUGUUCUGUCCAACGGAGACGCCACCGGCUACGCUUCCCACGGCGACUUCAUUGCCGGUUGGGACACCGAGACGCUUCAGACGAUCAUCGACACUUGCGAUGCCGGCUCCAGCGGCAUGGACCAAUGCCCUGAUAUUCCCGGUGGGCUGAACACCGUCACCGACUGCACCAUCGCGCCCGCCAUCGGCACCAUGGUCAAGCUCUCAGAGGUCCUGAAGGCGCUCCCACUCGACAACCCCGUCACCGGUUGGGGCAAGGGCAACUCCAGUUCAGGCUCGUCCGACUCUUCAUCCUCCGCAUCUCAGGCUGAGAGUACGAGCGUGAGUAGCAUUCCGAAUUAUUUUUUCUUAUUUGUAGCCAAUAUCUGGGCUUUAUAUCUCUGUGGAUUUCCUUUCUCCUGAAGCAGAACCGGAAGACCUUAAAGAUGGAACC